Molecule: messenger RNA, 4701 nt
Organism: Durusdinium trenchii
Lineage: Eukaryota; Dinophyceae; Suessiales; Symbiodiniaceae
Source: the annotation of a GenBank genome assembly
AUGGCCCAGUUCGACAUCAGUUCGGCCCAGCAGCUGAGCUUGAUCGAAUUCCGAGGCAACAACUCAUCAUACUCGGUGGUCAAUGAGUGCUUGCUGGCAGCCAAGCAUGAUCUUAUACGCUUGGAAGUUGAAGAAGUGAUUUGGGGCUUCAAGAGUGCAGGAGAUCCUCCAGCAGUUCCGGUCUUUGCCACUGAGUUCAAGCCUGGAGAUGUCAAGUCGGUGACGGGGCCUUUCAACGAACAGCGAGCCAUUGCCACGGAGGUCUUCGCGAAGCUUUGGAACUACCGAGACCAAGCGGCUGGCGCUGGUGGCCGGCUGGUGGCCAAGCUUUUGCUGCAGGGCAUUUCUCGAGCUGCUUGGCCAUCGAAGGUGAAGUGGACCAGUGUGAAAGGAGACAUCGAUCAAGCUCUCUCGGGCAGAUCCGUUCCGUUGCGGGCGAGUUCGCGGCCGAGAACGCGGCUCCCGAACUCCGCUGCGCCGAAGGGGCUUCAAUGGAACGAGCUGGUGAAGAACAAGGCUGUCCUUCCGUUCCUGGCCUGCCUGGCGUGCAGCUCGAGGAGAAAGGCCUUGCCUGCUCAGCUGGAUUCUAAACGUCCAGUGGUCAUUGCCAAGCAAUCCAGGGAUGCUGCGGAGGAUGUGGACCUUGAAGCCGACGAUAAGAAAGCUGAGGAUGCUGCGGAGCAAGUGGUGGAAGCAGAAGCUCCGCAAGCCGCAGAUUGGCAAGAGCAUUGGAGGAAUGGAGCGAAACAUCAAGCAGCUGGAGAGCACCAGGCAGCUUUGAAGGACUUCGAGCUGGUUCUAGGCUGCCUGAGAGAUGCUGGGUUGACCAACAGCUUUGAAUUUGCCAAGACUGAGAUGAGCAUUGGAGUUGCUCAAGCCGAAGAAGGACACUUCGCAGCCGCUCUGGAGUCCUAUGAAUCAGCCCAAGAGAUCUUUGGGCAGUUGCAGCGCUUGAGAUCCAAGAAUGGAGCCAGAUUGCUGGCAAACAUUGCCAUCACCAAGGCCAAAGUGUUUGAAGAUCGGAAAGAGGUGGUUGCUGCAUUCUCCACUGCAUUGGAGGCCUUUACAGAGCAAAAGCUCUUGGAGUCCAAGGAAGGUGUGCGACUGCUGAUUGAGGCGGGCAAGGCUUUGGAGGAGCUGGAACGCUUUGCCGAGGCGCUUGAUCACUACAAAACCGCGAGAGACACCUUGGAACGGGCCCGUGCCUUGGGCUCCUUGAUGGGUAUCGAAGUUCUGGAGAAGAUGAGCGAUGCCCAGUUUGAAUUGGAUGACUUGGAAGGCGCGGAAAGCAACUUGGUGAUGGCGGUGGCAAAGAAGGAUGCCAAGGGUGCCUUGGAUUCUGCCGAGGGCGCAGCACUGCUGCAGAAGCUGGGUGACUUGCAGGUGGAGUUGAACGGAUAUGAGGAGGCGUUGACGUCCUACCGCAGUGCGCGGCAAAUCUUGGAAGAUCGAAAUGGCUUGAAAGGCUUUUCGGCCGCCUGCUUGCUGGCGAACAUGGCCACGCUCGAGGCCGCUUCCAAGCCAGCUCAAGCUCUUGAAGGCUUUGAAGAAGCGAGGAAACUCUUCUUGGAAGCAGAGGCCAUUGACACAGAAGAAGGAGCAGAUCUCUUAGUAAACUUGGCCAAUCAACAUGUAAAAGCUGGUGAAGCUGAUUUGGCGCUAAGACAUUUGCGACACGCCCAAGAAGUCUUCCAAACAAAGGAUUUGCUCAAUUCCAUGUCGGGUGUCAAGCUUUGGAUGAACUUUGGCUUGGCCUUCAUGCAGAAGGAAGGCGAUUCGACUGCUCCAAGCGCUUUCGAAGAAACCAGAGAUGCACUGGGAAAAGCCUGGAAGGUCUUGGAGGCCAACGCGGGGACCGAGACACUUUUGGCGGUGGAACUCAAUGCACUGAUGGCUCAAGCAAGCAUCCGAGCCGGGAACUUCGAAGCUGCCUUGGCCGACUUAGAACGCGGAAGAGCUUUGAUCCAGCGACACGGAGGCCGCGGCUUUCAAGACACGGAGGCCGCGGCGGAGGUCUUUUACAACCUCGGUGUGUGCUACUCCGAAAUGGAGGACUUGGAUCAAGCUAUCGAGUCAUUUGAAAGUGCUGCCUCCUCUUUGAAAGCUCAAGGGCCUCUCUCCUCUUCCUUUGCCACCGAAGUCUGUGGCGCACUGGCCGAUGCCUAUUUCGAGGCGGAGGACACCAGCAAAGCGGUGGAGACCUACGAACUGGCCUGCCAGUCGGAGGAAGCCUAUGAUGGAGAUGAGACCACCCUAGCCUUGCUUCUCACCAAGCGAGGCCUGGCCUUGGCGGAGCUGGAUGACCUUGAAGAUGCUCUGAAGGAUCACGAGCAAGCUCGCAGUGUUGCUGAAGAAGGUGAUUUCCUGCAGACGGGUUUGGGCGCGGAUAUCCUGGUCAACAUGGGCAUUGCUAAGGCCAAGGGACAGUUGCUAGAGGAGGCGGUCGCGGAUUUCGAGGUGGCAUUGGAGAUUUUGGAAGAGAAUGAGAUGUUGGAGACAGAGAUGGGUGCUAGAGUUUUGCAGAACCUCAGCAUUGUUCGGUGUCAGGACGUGCGUGGGAUCACGGCCGGCCGUGGGUGGCCUUUGGUCUCCGGAUGGCUCCGGAGGUCCUUCGAAGAAGCCCUCCUCGACUCGACUCGACUCGACUCGCGAAUCCGAUUCAUCGGUCGACUGGUCACUGACCGUGAAGUGUCCUCCUCCGUGGCGACGCGUUGGGGGGGCGGGAAGCGGCUGGGUGGACAGCCCAAAGGAGUCACAGCCGAAACAAACGCUAGGCAGCGGGAUCCUGGCUUUGGGCACCACCUUCGUCGUUGCGUGCGCUCGAAAGAACUGGUCGAGGUGUGGCGGCGCAGUGAUCCGUCGAUCUGGCGCAAGUCCAGUUUCACGACAUUUGGGCCCAAAGAUGCUGGCAAAGGUGAAGGUCGGUGGGUCAUCCCACGCUUAUGGCAAGAGUUCCGAGACCAGGCUCAGCCGCAUCUUCUCAUUCCAGCCACCCUCAUUUCGAUGUCAUUGGCUGGGACCGCAUCGUUGAGGGCAUUCCUGACUGGACGUCUUCUGGACACUGCCAUCAACAUUGCUGGCACGGGCACCACCGAUGCGAUCCAUGCACUGGCACCCAUUGCAGGAUUCUACUUUGCCGCAGCUUUGUAUGGGUACUUUGCCAACGUGGUGCAAGGAAUUCUGUUUGCUCUUGCCAGGUGGAGAAUGUCCAUGCAGAUGAGACGAAAGCUCUUCAAGGCGUUGAUGCGGCAAGAAGUGGCAUUUUUCGAGAAGAACUCCAGUGGCGGCUUGGUGUCCAGGUUGACGAAUGAUACAGACCAGUUGCAGAAUGUGUUGAAUCGAGCUCCUGAAAACCUGGUGACGAACCUCGUCCGCUUGGUCGUCUCGCUGGUCCUCAUGGCCAAGCAGCACCUGCUGCUGACGGUCAUCAGUGUCGCUCCAUUGCCGCUGGCAUUUUUUCUGGUCAAAAAGACCGGAGAAGUCGUGGGCCGCUACGGAGCGCUCCAAAACGACGCGCUGGCGAGGGUGAAUGGCGUGGCUUCGGAGGCCAUCACCAACGUGAGGGCGGUUCAGUUGGCCGGGGGCGAGGAGACCGAGACCCAGGAGUAUGGAAAGGCCACCCAGAGCUACCUGGAGGUGAUUCAGCAAACACUUUACAAGGAAACGGCGCUGCGUUUCACUUCAUCUCUUGUGAAUGAUGCUCUCACUGAUGUUCCACUCCUAUGCCUCUCAUGCUUGUUCAUCGCACGCGGGGAGCUGACCAUGGGCCAAUUCUACACCUACAGGACCUUGCUCUGGAGCUACCGCCGUGGCUUCCGCGAGCUGUCGGAGCUGUUCACCGGCAUGGCCCGCGCGGAGGCCGUCUCGAAGCGCUACUUUGACCUGACCGAUCGAGAGCCGAGCGUGCGCACCAAGCCGGACGCCAUCCACUUGCCUCGCUCGGCGGUCAGUGGUCAACUGGAGCUCCAUGGCGUUGGAUUUCGGUAUGCUGGAGCAGAAGAGGAUUGCUGGGCCAUCAGGAACGUCAGCUUCGGUGUGAAGCCUGGUGAAGUGGUGGCUUUGGUUGGGGCGAGUGGCGCCGGCAAGUCCACUCUGCUGAAGUUGUGUGCCCGCCUAGCAGAUCCACAGGAGGGUUCCGUGCGCAUCGAUGGGCAUGACCUUCGAGAUAUUGAUCUCAAGGACGUGCGACGUUGCCUGGGAGUCGUCGACCAGGAUCCAGCUCUAUUUGAUCGGACCGUGGUGGACAACGUGGCUUAUGGAUGUGACUUUGCCAAUGACAAAGAAGAGGCAGAAAGAGUGAGGGCUGCUUUGGGAGCUGCACAAGCAACUUCUUUUGUAGAGGCGUUACCUGCAGAGAAGCUGCUGGGAGAGAGGGGUUCUGCACUCUCAGGCGGUCAGCGACAAAGGCUUGCGAUCGCCAGAGCCAUCGCAAGAGGAGCUCCUGUGCUGCUGAUGGAUGAGCCCACGUCCGCUCUUGAUGGGGAGUCAGAGGAGGCCGUUGCCAGCACUUUGACUCAAUUGGCCAGCGAAGGGCAUGCCGUUUUGGUUGCUGCUCAUCGCUUGCGCACGGUAGCAAGGGCUCAUCGCAUUGUCGUGCUGGACGGAGGAACGGUGGUGGAGGAGGGAAAACGAGAAGACUUGUUGGCAGCUCCUGAUUCCAGGUAUCGAGCAAUUAUUGAGCCAUCGAUGAGAAUUGAUUAA